Molecule: messenger RNA, 948 nt
Organism: Bombina bombina (fire-bellied toad)
Lineage: Eukaryota; Metazoa; Chordata; Amphibia; Anura; Bombinatoridae
Gene: CD226
Product: CD226 molecule
Exons: 7
Coding region: 1-948 (315 amino acids)
Biological process (GO): cytokine production; positive regulation of mast cell activation; positive regulation of Fc receptor mediated stimulatory signaling pathway
Cellular component (GO): external side of plasma membrane
Source: RefSeq, a predicted model, not a curated record
AUGAAGAAGACCUCUGUGUUGAAGCUUAUAAAGCUUAAAGGCUAUGCCAUUAAAUUUGCUGCUUCUGAAAGAACAGUGGAUGCCAUAGUUCUUCUUAAAAAAAAUAUAUUUUUGGACUGUGUUUAUUCUGGUAACGAUAAUAUAACGCAGACAUCAUGGUUUAAGAAAUCAGGAUCUUCUGAGGAAAAAUUGUGUUUGCAUGAUACGCACUAUGGGACGCACAUUCCAGAAAAGUACAAGAAAAGAGUGAUAUUAACAGACAAAUACUCCUCAUCUCAGGACAAAUCUAUAAUAUUGGUUGAUACCUCAGAAGAGGACAUUGGAACUUAUAUCUGUUAUAUUAGCACUUUUCCUGGAGGAACAUUGAAGAAAAUAAUAUCUGUGCAAAAAGAUGGAUUUAAUAAAUUAAGACCGUCAUCUCAUCAUACAUUUAUGGAGCAUCAAAAUGUCACCUUGCAUUUCCAGUGUACUUUGAAAGGAAUUGUAAAACAAGUAACACUGGUAAGGGUUGGUGAUGACAAAGUGGAUGCCAUUGCUUUCUGUGGAGUGUCCUUGAAGGCAAAUUAUGCUUUUGAUUACAAAGAACGUGUUUUCGUGGACUGCUUCAAUAUGUCCAGUAUUGUUCUUUUCAUUCCCAGGAUUACUAAAACGGAUGGAGGUCUUUAUUUGUGUACUUUUUACACAGAUAUAGGAAACCACUCUAUUGUUGUAAAUUUGCAGAACCAAAAAAGCUCCCUUUUCGCUCCUUUUGUCUAUGGAGGAUGUACUCUCGUCGCUCUUGUCGUGGCCGGCAUUAUCAUUACAUUUGUUUGUAUUACAAGGAAAUCAAAAAGUACUAAAAGUAAGGUGGAAUUAUCAAACCUUCCUAUGACCUCAAGGAGAGAACAGGCCCCCAUUGAGGAUGAGCAUCUAUAUGCCAACUUCACAACUAAAACCAGAGGAAGAUAA